Aedes aegypti (yellow fever mosquito) is the source of this 1000-nucleotide messenger RNA. RefSeq names its product 40S ribosomal protein S3a. Lineage: Eukaryota; Metazoa; Arthropoda; Insecta; Diptera; Culicidae. The record is from RefSeq and is a predicted model, not a curated record. Gene Ontology annotation, molecular function: structural constituent of ribosome. Bases 42 to 854 code for a protein of 270 amino acids. Gene Ontology annotation, biological process: translation. Gene Ontology annotation, cellular component: cytosol; ribosome. The transcript has 3 exons.
ACGUCGAGUGUUUCCGUUCUUUUGGAUCGUGAAGUGUAAUCAUGGCGGUCGGCAAAAAUAAGGGUACCUCCAAAGGAGGCAAAAAAGGAUCGAAAAAGAAGGUUGUGGAUCCGUUCACCCGCAAGGACUGGUACGAUGUGAAGGCCCCGAACAUGUUCUCGAACCGGCAGGUCGGCAAAACCCUGGUAAACCGUACCCAGGGAACCAGGAUUGCCUCCGAUGGUCUGAAGGGCCGCGUGUUUGAGGUUUCUCUGGCCGAUUUGCAGAACGACACCGACGCCGAGAGAUCUUUCCGCAAGUUCAAACUGAUCGCUGAGGAUGUCCACGGCCGUAAUGUCCUGUGCAACUUCCACGGAAUGGACCUGACCACCGAUAAGUUGAGGUCUAUGGUCAAGAAGUGGCAGACCCUGAUCGAGUGCUCGGUCGAUGUCAAGACCACCGAUGGCUAUCUGCUGCGAGUGUUCUGCAUCGGAUUCACCAUCAAGGAUUCGGUUUCGCAGCGCAAGACUUGCUAUGCCCAGCACUCCCAGAUCAAGGAGAUCCGCCGGAAGAUGACCACCAUCAUCACCCGGGACGUGACCAGCUCCGAUCUGAAGGAGGUCGUCAACAAGCUGCUGCCCGACUCGAUCGCUAAGGACAUCGAGAAGUCGUGCCAGGGAAUCUACCCGCUGCACGAUGUCUACAUUCGCAAGGUUAAGGUCCUGAAGAAGCCGCGCUUCGAUCUGGCCAAUCUGCUGGAGCUGCACGGUGACGGUGGCGGUAAGGGAGCCGAAGUGUCGACCGGUGCUGCUGAAGGUGGUGUCACCAUCGACCGCCCCGAGGGCUACGAACCCCCAGUACAGGAGUCGGUUUAAGCCAAGCUGUUAAGGCGUCUUAGAGUAAAGAUAAAAAAAACAGAAAAUUUCCGUUUGCGUAAAAGAAGGAGAACAUCCGUUGUGAAGCAAGCCAGAAAAGAAGGGAGAGCGUGAGAGGAAAUACAACCGAAACUGUUGUAAAAAAA